UUUCCUUCGGAGAAAAUAUAUUUAUGUAUAUACAUAUGGCACAAAGACUACUUGCAUUGGUUUUUACCCUCCUCAUAUUUCAAGUUUUUUCUUCAGUUACUGCACUGAGCUCAAAUUACUACGAUCACACAUGCCCUCAACUCGAAUCCGCUGUCACCGAUGCUGUCAAGAAAGCAAUGAUGAAUGAUAAAACAGUUCCUGCCGCCCUACUGCGAAUGCAUUUUCAUGAUUGCUUUAUCAGAGGGUGUGAUGCAUCAGUGUUGCUGAAAUCAAAGGGAAAGAACAAAGCAGAGAAAGAUGGACCUCCUAAUAUUUCAUUGCAUGCAUUUUAUGUGAUUGAUAAUGCUAAGAAAGCAGUUGAAGCUAUGUGUCCUGGUGUCGUCUCCUGCGCUGACAUCUUGGCUCUCGCUGCUAGAGAUGCUGUUGCUUUGUCAGGAGGUCGUACUUGGGAAGUUCCAAAAGGGAGAAAAGAUGGAAGAAUAUCGAGGGCAAGUGAUACCAGACAAUUACCAGCUCCCACCUUCAACAUUUCUCAACUCCAGCAGAACUUUGCCCAAAGAGGUCUCUCCAUCGAAGAUCUAGUUGCUCUCUCAGGAGGACAUACUCUUGGGUUCUCCCACUGUUCAUCCUUCCAGAACAGAAUUCACAAUUUCAAUGCCACCGUAGACAUCGACCCAGCACUGAACCCAAGCUUUGCAGCCAGCUUGAGAAGUGUAUGCCCAGUCCACAACAAGGUUAAAAACGCGGGUGCCACCAUUGAUUCUUCAACCUUUAACUUCGACAAUGUUUAUUACAAACUUCUUCUUCAAGGCAAGAGUCUUUUCUCUUCGGAUCAAGCUCUGCUCACCACUCCCAAAACCAGAGCACUUGUGACUAAGUUCGCUAGCUCUAAGCAUGAGUUUGAGAAGGCUUUUGUCCAGUCCAUGAUCAAGAUGAGCAGCAUCACCGGCGGCGGCCAAGAGAUCAGGCUGGACUGUAAAGUUGUUAGAUGAUGAAUAUUUGAUUAAUUAUGAGCCGCUAAGAGAUUUCUUCUUUCCUAAUUUUAUCAGCCAAUAAAAAUGGUGUGCGUGUAUUGUGUUUUUGGUACUGGUUUUGGUUUCUUGCUGUCGAAGUGAACGGCGAGCAAGGACCAAGAAUGCUUCUCUCUGGUUUUUCUAAAUGUAAGUGAUUAUUUGUAUUUGAUAAAUUUUAAUCUGA
Carica papaya (papaya) is the source of this 1197-nucleotide messenger RNA. It is a transcript of the gene PER64, whose product is annotated as Peroxidase superfamily protein. Gene Ontology annotation, biological process: response to oxidative stress; hydrogen peroxide catabolic process. The record is from RefSeq and is a predicted model, not a curated record. NCBI's taxonomy places the organism in Eukaryota, Viridiplantae, Streptophyta, Magnoliopsida, Brassicales, Caricaceae. Gene Ontology annotation, molecular function: heme binding; peroxidase activity.